UCCUCCACUUGGAGACCUUGUGCGCUCCCUCCCUCCCUCUCUCUCCUUCUCUCUCUCUUCUCUUGUCUCCUGCUGUUGCGUCUACAAGCGCUGUCGUGACUGUAGCAGAGGAGAGGACAAACAGAGAGGAUCUGAGUCAGAAUCCAAAAAAACACAAAAAGGAGAACAGAAACUCUGACUUGUCCUCCCUCUCUCUCAGUGUGUGUGUGUGUGUGCUCUACUCUGAUUGUGCUCUGCGGGACCUGUCAUUGAAGACAGGAGGCGCCUUGACAGCGAACGAGAGGCCGGAGACAACCUGACAGACGGCGCAAAGGUGGAGAGGAAGAGGGAGGGAAGAUGAGAAAGUGACGGGCUGGAUGGUUGCUUUUGAACGGCGGUAGAAGAAGCGACAGCGACCCAGUGAGCGCGCGUGCCAUCAUCCUACAGGCCCCAGUUCUGAUUGGAUGGUUUUGUCAGAAUGACAGCCGAAGACCCUGCUUCCUCCUCGAACAUGAGUAAUAACGCUGCCCCCUCCAAACCCUCUGGUGCCGCCCACCACUCUCUUCAUGGACAGAUCAGCAUCCCCGAGGGAGUGGCAGGUGCUCCCAACGAGGCUGCACUGGUGGCCCUGAUGGAGCGCACUGGCUACGGUAUGGUACAGGAAAACGGUCAGCGUAAAUAUGGCCCUCCUCCUGGUUGGAAUGCUGCAUCUCCACCACGGGGAUGUGAAAUCUUUGUGGGCAAGAUCCCGCGGGACGUUUAUGAGGAUGAGCUGGUCCCUGUGUUUGAGUCUGUAGGACGCAUCUAUGAGAUGCGGCUGAUGAUGGACUUUGACGGGAAGAACCGAGGAUACGCAUUUGUGAUGUACACAGAGAAACAUGAGGCUAAGAGGGCUGUGCGUGAGCUCAACAACUAUGAAGUGCGGCCCGGGCGGCUGCUGGGAGUCUGCUCCUCCGUGGACAACUGCCGUCUUUUCAUCGGUGGCAUCCCCAAGACCAAAAAGCGUGAGGAGAUCCUGGAGGAGGUCUCCAAGGUGACAGAAGGGGUACUAGAUGUGAUAGUUUAUGCCAGCGCUGCAGACAAGAUGAAGAACCGAGGCUUUGCCUUUGUAGAGUAUGAGUCGCACCGUGCAGCCGCCAUGGCUCGCAGGAAGUUGAUGCCUGGACGCAUUCAGCUUUGGGGUCACCAGAUCGCAGUGGACUGGGCUGAGCCGGAGAUCGACGUGGACGAAGAUGUUAUGGAGACAGUGAAGAUCCUCUAUGUCAGGAAUCUUAUGAUGGAGACCAGCGAGGAGACAAUCAGACAGGUGUUCAGCCAGUGGAAUCCUGGAUGCGUUGAACGUGUGAAGAAAAUCCGUGACUAUGCCUUCGUCCACUUUAACUCCCGGGACGAUGCAGUCCUGGCCAUGGACCACCUCAAUGGCACAGAGGUGGAAGGGUCCUGCAUCGAGGUGACACUCGCCAAGCCGGUGGAUAAAGAGCAGUACUCGCGCCAGAAGGCCUCCAAGGGGGCCUCUGCCACUCCAGAGGCUACUCAGCAGAGCUACGUUUACCAGUGUGAUCCCUACACAUUGGCCUACUAUGGUUAUCCCUACAACACCCUCAUUGGACCCAACAGGGACUACUUCGUCAAAGGAUCCCCAAUGAUACAGAACAAUGCAGGUACUGUGCGAGGUCGUGGUCGUGCUGCUGCAGGUAACCGUACCCCUGGACCACGGGGGUCAUACCUGGGGGGUUACUCUGCCGGUCGUGGCAUCUACAGCCGCUACCAUGAGGGCAAGACCAAGCAGCCAGAAAAGCCCUAUGAGCUGAUGCCCAGUCUGGAGCUCGCUGCCUCUGUCAACCCCGUUGGCAUCAAACCUGGCACAAUGGCAUUGCCGACUCUGGGUGGGCAGUACCCAGUGUUCAGUGCGGCUCCUGCCGCCAAGCUGAUGGAGGAGGGGAAGGUGCACACGGUGGAGCACCUAAUUAACCCUCUGGCCAUGCAACACCCUGAACACACCACCGCCACUGCUGCUGCUGCUGCUGCCACUGUCCUACCUACGGUCUCUACCCCUCCACCUUUUCAGGGCCGUCCAAUCACCCCCGUCUAUGCCAUGGCCCACAACGUACAACGCAUCCCAGCAGCUGGUGGUCUGUAUGGAGGCGGAUACGUCCCCAUCACAAACUACGCCGCCAACACAGCAGCUCUGGCCGCUCUGCAGAAGAACGCAGCGGUGGCGGCCGCGGCGUACGGUGGAUACACAGGCUACGCGGUGCCGCAGGCUUUCCCCGCCACAGCCUUCCAGCUGCCCAUCCACGAUGUCUACCAGACAUAUUGAUCGUGAGGGUCAGACCACGUGAGACCGCGACAAAGAUGCCCUGCCUGUGACUGAACGACCACCGCAGCGUGCAGUCUGUCCCAUCGUACAGAAGCAUCACUUGAAAUUGUGAACGUCCAAAAGCUCUAAAGGAAUGUUGUUUGAAGCAAAUAUUUCGAAAACAGUGAAGCAAUGACCACCUGACAUCUCAUAUCUGUCUGACCUGCUGGCCUCAGCAUAUCCUGGAUCCAAGUUAUGCAGCAUCACUGUAAAUUGUAGCACACAUGAAGGACAGACUGAGGAAACCUACGUGUGUGUGGUGACCCCCCUCCCCCAAACAACAAGCAUUACUUAGAAUUACAGUCACGACAACAACAGUCACAACUCUGUCUUUCCCUCUCUGUGUCUGUGACCCCUGCCACCUAGUUGCUACAGCAACAAAAACACUGAAGGUACAUUAAAGUAUUUAUGAAGAGAAGAUACAUAUUUAAAGUUUAUUCUCUGUGGGUUUCUGUCAUUAUUGGGGUGGUUUUUGGUCUCUGAAGCAGGAAAGAUACAGCAUUUACAGCAUGUCUUUUAAAAAAGAAACGUUAAUUGGAGGAAAGUAAAAGUACAACAGGAACUACUGACAAUAGAGGAUACCACUGAAUUCAACUGCUUUUGGAUGUACUAAUGUUUUGGGGUUUUUUUUGGUUUGGCUUUUUCCAUUAAUAUAUAUAGUAUUCUAGCCAGUUCUAUGUGCUGUAGGUGAUGCUGUCCGUCCAUGGUGGUUAAAUGUGUAUGCUUCAAACAUGCCUGUGUGGUACUUUUUGGUUUAUGUAGUUUUAUUCAUGUUUUUGGUUGUUUUAAAUGAAGGUUCUGUGUUCAUUUACCUAUAAUUAGUUUGCUCGUUUUCUCCCAUUUUCACUUUUGGAAACGUAUACUGUGUUGGGGUUUGUUUGAAGAAACGUUGCCAGCUAAAUAAUAUUAUUGUGACAGAUUCCUUGGUGAACAAAUACUAGAGAAAGAAAACUGGAAAGCCUUUUAAUGAUGGGCAACUGAUAGGCAGCGACAUCAUGUACACAGAGAUGUUUCUUAUCCUCAGAAACUGCGCUGACAGGGGACUAAGACUGAACAGAUGCUAGUUGUUUUGUUUCUCAUUUAUAUAUAUCUGUAUUAUUGUUUUUUUUUAUUCUUUGACUUUUGAAAGGUGAACAAAUAUGGACAGAAAUGAGAGACAUUUUUCUAUAUGGACUGGAGCACUCUUGUCACUUAAAGAGCUCCUGCAUUUGCCAUUUCUAUCCGAAAAAACUUAAGGCUACAAACACUCCAGUCGCGUGCUAUUAGAACGAUUGUGCCUGACUACAGUGCCUUACAUCUGCAUGAAGUGUAUGUGCUACCAUGUGCUUUUCACUGUGCCUUUCAUAACAAAGCGAAGCCCCCUGUGGAUGGCACAAAGAGGGACGACUCCCUUGAUAUUUCCAAUUAACCAGUUUUGUGGUAUUACUGUAUUGUGGUGAGACGUAGGUUUCGGUCUCUGCAGCCAGCUGUGACAGGGCUACCUCUCUGCUGUAGUCUCUUCUCCGAAUGCUCCCGCGGUAACACUCCGUAUAUGUUUGUCUCCCCUUCAUUUCUCGUCCUCCAAACUGUGCUUGACCGAGGUGCACUUAAAACGUAUUUAUAAAAGGCAAGAGAUUGCGACUUUCAGAUGAAGAGAUAUUAAAUGCCGAGUAUGAAUUCAUAUGUGAACUGGGCUAGUUUCAGUGUCUGUAUGUGUGACAGAGUUUGUCCUUGUGGAUAAAGCAUAAAACAUCAAAUAACCCUGAUGAAUGUUUAGUAGGCACUUUUUUUUAAACUCUGCAGUGUGUUGAAAACAAGUGUAAUAUUGGACUGGGAAUAAGUGGAGCAAUACCUCACGCUGAAAUAUACAAGUAGCCAUGCAUGUAUGUACCACAACACGCAAACGUGCACACAAACAACGGAUGCAAGCAGCUGCCAAUUAUGAAGUCACACUCCACAACAGCCAUCUCUAUACACAAGCAAGCAAUUUGUAUGCUGGCUUGAAUUUUUAACCAGUUCUAGUAGUUUUGAUUAUUUUAUUUUUUCUAUUCACUGUGUUUUCAGAUUACUUUUUACUGCAUUUUACCCAGAAAACAACACGAGGAGUUUGGCUGUAUGGAUGAUUUUGAGCUUGUUAAUGAGAAGGUUAUGGUGUAAGAAGCUAAAUGAAAAGAUCGAUUAUCCACAGCAAAUAAGGCUUAUUGUUGAAGUCUCAUCUCACUCCAUCACCUAUAUUUGGCUACUGCUUUUAUUAUUUUCUUGUAUGAUGACAGUAAGUCAGGAUAUAUUUAAUAUAUGCAUUACAUGUGUUGUGUAUGAAGUAAGAAGAAAAGGUAUAAUAUAUUCAAAAACAUGUUUCUUUUCUUUAUUUACACCUUGUUUAGGGAUAAAAAGUCAGAGUAACAAAAAGUAGAAAAAAACUUUUUUUUUUUUUGCCAAAGUGUCCAAUAGUUUUUAAAAAAUUCAAGGUUAUUGUGUUUUUGUUAUGUGUUUUAUUCUGUUUGCUAUUUUGAACUGGAUUUGGUGUUAUGAGUGGGAACACAAAGGCCUUCUGGUUCGGCUACAUUUUGUCAGUUUCAACAGCAAAGACAAAAACUGGUCCACUGUGUGUGCUACAACCCAUUGGCACUGUGAGCUGCUGCUGUUGCAACUGUGCAUGUUGGUUUUGGCAAAACUGUUAAGGGUCUAACGGUGAUUUAACAGCCAUCCACACUCCAUGUGUUAGACGGCAGAAAACCUUCUGCUUCUGUCUCCCACUCAAAACACCUGCUUUAUUUCUAUUGCAUUUCAGCCACACUACAGCAGUGGGAUGAACCCCUCCUGCGCCUCGUGUCAGUGGUGUGGAGCUCCGUAUGCCUAGUUUAACAUAGGUGUUACCAUUUAAACUCUUCCUAGUGUGUGCCUUAUUGCCAAAAUGUGCCCUUUGCUAUACCUUUGUAGACCUAUGCAGACUGUUUUCUAUCUGAAGGUUUGUUAAAAAAAAAAAAAAAGAUUGUUCAGUCUUGUUAUAUUUAUAGU
Molecule: messenger RNA, 5335 nt
Organism: Chelmon rostratus (copperband butterflyfish)
Lineage: Eukaryota; Metazoa; Chordata; Actinopteri; Chaetodontiformes; Chaetodontidae
Gene: rbm47
Product: RNA binding motif protein 47
Exons: 7
Coding region: 458-2299 (613 amino acids)
Cellular component (GO): nucleus
Molecular function (GO): mRNA binding
Source: RefSeq, a predicted model, not a curated record